Dermacentor albipictus is the source of this 2582-nucleotide messenger RNA. Lineage: Eukaryota; Metazoa; Arthropoda; Arachnida; Ixodida; Ixodidae. The record is from RefSeq and is a predicted model, not a curated record.
UGACGUCAUGGAACGAGGCGCAGCGGCCGCGUGAAUUCUCUUUGUGUGUAGAUAACACUGCUUUCAGAUGGACGGCAGCUUAAUCUUCUACAUCGUUCCGCGUUUGUGCAGGACACAUUUAAAUCAUCAUUGCGUUCGUUGAAGGCUUGUUACAGCAAUCUAAACAACGAAAUGCAUAAAUAGGCAAAUAACUACAGACAGCCUUAAUGGAGUAUACGCAUUCAGCAGACUACGUAUUCCAUGCAAUGUGCACGCGACCGGAUAUGGAAACAAGGAAACACCCGCCCGGAAGUCAAGCCGUGUAACCACAGGUUUGCCCCUUCCUUGAAGAAUGUGUCUGGCCUCAAGGCAAGAUGUACCGGUGGUGUCACCUGCUUGCCGCGAAUUGUCACCUAUUUGUGGUCGCGUAUCAGUGACUUGGCUGCGCAAGAAACAUCGGGACAAACAACCAUGGCGACCAGGGCGGGCAACGGGGACCCAGAAGCCGUAGUGACUUGGAAUCAAGGAGGACACAGACUCUUCCAAGAAGACAUGGGCAGCAGCACCAGUAGCAACGACGAGUCAAAGCCCAGGACAUGUAUGGCGGGGGAAGCGGUAGCCAUUUUGGAAGGCGACGCGAGGAACGUUACCGGAACCGGGGAAAAGGAACGGCGAGAGUUCGGCGGCGACGUCUGCAGCGGCAAAGCCUACAGUAGACGGGACGCCUCGCGUAAGAACGCCGUCCAGCAAACGGAAGAUAAAGCCCGCGUUACCGGAGCACGCGUUCAGCCCCCCGCGAAGAAGUCCAACUCCGCCGGACAGCGUCGAAAGCGCGCGCGCCGCAAACACUCCACAAAGUCGCGCGCCAGCAACGCUCCACAAAGUCACGUGCCACCAACGCUCCGCAAAGUCGCCUGCCACAAACGCUCCACAAAGUCACGUGACACCAACGCUCCACAAAGUCACGUGGCACCAACGCUCCGCAAAGUCACGUGCCACAAACGCUCCACAAAGUCACGUGACACGAACGCUCCGCAGAGUCACGUGACACCAACGCUCCACGAGGUCACGUGCCACAAACGCUCCGCAGAGUCACGUGCCGCAAACGCUCCGAAUAGUCACGUGCCACGAACGCUCCACCAAUGCGAGACGUGCCCGAAGUCGUUCUCGCGAGCCGCCAACCUUCGGGCCCACCAGCGCGCCCACACCGGCGAGAAACCGUACAAGUGCGGCGCGUGCGACAAGUCGUUCACGCAGAAGGCCAACCUCAGCGCGCACCAGCGCACGCACACGGGCGAGAGACCGUACCUGUGCGAAGUGUGCGGCAAUUCCUUCCGGCAGAUGGCGACACUCAACGUGCACCGACGCACGCACACGGGCGAGAAACCGUACAGUUGCCCAGCGUGCGGCAAAUCCUUCACGCAGAGGGCGAACCUGAACGCGCAUCGAUGCGCGCCCUGGAGCCAGACGUCCCACGUGGGCCAGGAGUUCGCCGAAUCGUUCGAAUGCGAGCGAGACCUCGGUGACUGGCUCGACCUGCCUACGGGCGCUGGAGCUUCCGCUCGCGAAAUGUGCAACGAAUCUUUUUCAGACACCCCAAGUCUCGGACUUGACCGUGGUAGCCAGGCCGAGGAAAUGCCGUAUCAGUGCGAUUACUGCGAAGCGUUUUUCGCAGACAGGUCGGCCCUCGACGGACACAUGUGUCAAAAAUUCGUGUGCGUUUUGUGCGGAGCGUUUUUUCCGGAUACGGAUCAACUGAUCGCCCACCUCAAGGAGCACUGAAGUGUUCGGCGCUCGCAGCGUGACUGGCACACGGACUAAGCGAACUCGCUGCAAGACGAAGUCUAAUUAGUUAGCUGCAAGUGCUUUGUGUAAUUGGAGCGUCGAAAGAAAUGUACGCGGAGCGUUCUUGAUUCCUCGUUCAGUGAUAUAAGUUUUCUCCGCAAGAGUUUUCACAGUGUUCUAGUAAGGAACGUUUAUUACAAUUUUCCACCCUGCAGUGUGAAUAAAGAAAGAACGUCUGCUGCCACAAAGUGCUUUUCUAAGGCAAUGGGGUGUUUUCUAGCAAAAUAGGUGUGAAGCUCCACCAAAUAUUGAGGUACUUGAGGGCUCAUUGCCUACGAGAGAAAGUACUUGGAGAUACUCUUGCGAUAAUAUUUAGCCACAGGGUGUGCAAAACAUUUCUUCCUUAUUGUUAUUUUGUUGGAUGUAUUGAGCUUUUUCUUUCUGAUUGCCGAGACUCAUGUGAAGCAGUCUUUAGCUGUUUUAUUGAUGCAGAAGGUAUUUUCUGCGCCCCAAACUGGGAGCUGAUGACAUUGCAUGGUAAUACUGCAUUAGGUUCAAAUCAUUGUAGUUUCACUGUACUGUUUGAUCUACUGCAAUUUUUUUUUUACUUAACGUUGGUUUGACUUAGCAAAACCUUUGUCAUUCUUAAAGAGCUUUUCUUUACCCACUCGGAAGUCGUGUGUUUUGACUCUCCCUUUUCUGUUAGAGCUGUAGAAUCCUUUUAGCCUUAUGUGAGAAACAUAUUCGUGCGAGCAGUGACUAGGCAAGUAACGUAUGGUGCUUAGGUGUAUGAAUGAUUAAACCUAUUCUUGACGGAA